CACAAAUAAGACAUGUGGGACAUUUCGUUUAACUGUUUUUUGGAAAACUGCAGAGGACUCUCUUCAGAUGAGGAAGAUAUCGAUGAAAAAGCGUGUGCUUGCUUUGUUGCCGUUUGUUGUAGCCUUCAAGGGGUAACUUGCGAUCACUUUUCCGCGUUUCCUUUUGUUUCUUUUCUCAGGGACGGCCUUUCCGUCUCUCCGCUGUAUUGCAAAACAGUUAGUUCGUUUUUUUUGCUUCUGUGCUCCCAGCGCUUCCCGAUUCAAGUGCGCCUCCUUCGUGGUUUCACGGGGAUGUUCCUUUCGCCGCUCGUUUCCUAAGGCCAUUCAGUUGUCUCAGCACUGUCAUUGGCUCGCUUCCUGUCCUCUAUCGCGUGCCAACGGUUCUACAUUUCGGCAAUUUUUGUAUGAUUUUCGCUAUUUGCACUCGUUCGGUCGUCUUGCACCUUCCAAACAGGGGUCCUUAGCAAACAGGGUACGAAACAGUCACUACUUCGGCUGGCGGGCUGGACAUGAUGCCCUCCAGGAACUGCAAGGAGUAUAAUGUGAAGAUUCGACACUAACAGCCCCACGUUAUGGCGGCUGUUUUUCCUCAGGCUGCAACGCCGCGCGAGCACUCGUCAGAAGGAGUUUUUUUGGUGUCCAUACUCUUCGAUGGAACCAGCGUCGGCAUGGUCUGGAACUGUUUUUCGACAAGGAGAUGUGUGUCUUCAAACGAAUCUGUUUUGAGAUCAGGACACCACUGAACCUGGUGAGGGAUGAAGCCAUUCAGGGAUGAUGUCUACUCUUUGCGAGGACUAUCCUGGUGCAUGUAAUCCUCCUUGACCUGCGUCUGUCCGCUUUUCUUCCUCCUCUCGUCUCCUUACCUUUUCAAGUCCACCAUGGCACCGACCGUCCCCGCACGCCCAUCGUCCUCCUUGGAAUCUCAGGAGGUAAAUGGAGGGGACGAUCGAGGCCGUGGCCACCGUCAAGGAAGUUCGUUGUACUCCGGCUUUGUUCGCGAGCGCCAGAGCCACCAGCAGUCUUCUUCUGUCGCCACGAGUGAGGCCGUUUCUGGCCCAUCGUCGCAUGCGUAUGCCCCGUCAGCUCCACCUGCUUCUCUCAGCAAUGGAGCUGUCUCCCCUUCUUCGUCCUGUCCUGCUCCUUUGAUUUCGGACGAGCGUGCAGCCAGGUCUUCGGCCUUCCCUGAGAUUCCUAUGCUUAGCGCUGAAGACGCGGCACUGGCGCUUGCUUCGAUGCCUCCACCGUUACCGACUGUCCUAGGUCGAACCGGCGAAGAGGAAACCUUUCUGCUUGAAAACGAGGUGAUGAACGACUUUGAUACACGCGCCUUCUUCUCAGACCAUCUCGGGGAUGUGGCGUCGCACGCUUCGUCCCUUCGGCCUUCCGGAACGGGCGGAUUCUUCCGGCGGUGGUGGAAACCCGCGAGCGUUUUUGGCUCUGUGAGGAAUUCGGCUGCUGAGAUGACAGCGCAGUCGUCUUCCGAUCCUCUGGGAGAUCGAGGAAGUUCCGGGACAAGCGAGGAACACGCAGAAAUGCAGCGCCUGGACGCCCCCCAGUCUCAGCUGUCGACUCAACGCUCUGCUGGAAACCCUGCAAGUGGAGGUCCGCGCUUGGUCUCCGGUGGAACUGCAGCCGCCUCGUCUCCACCUCCUCAGACACGAGCAGCGAGAACAGACAGUGGAGGUGCUGCCGCCUUCUCGUCCAGUGCCCCGACGACAGGGGUGCCUGCCGGCUCUCCCGCGUCGUAUCUUCCUCCACCUCCUUCGGCGCCUAAGCCGGCGGAAGCGAGACCGACCCAGGAAGGUCACUCAGGUUCUUCACCGUCUCCAUUUUCGUCUGCGCCGCUCGCUGGAGCAUCUGAAAUUGUGGGCAGGCCUAGCAGUUCGGAGGACUCUUCCCAGGACCUGUCGGAAGAAGACGUACUCGAGGACGACCAGGAAGAGUACGCCGGCAGUCCAACAGACGCGCCGAUGUCCUCCGGUCCUACGUCUUGGCUUUGGAAGCGUCUAGGUCUCCAGCGUCUUUCUUCUUCCUCGACUCAGGGCCGGACGCCAGGUGCCUCGACGUUGGGGCGACGGGCCCUCGGAGUGCGCCCACGAAGAAGGCGACGGCGCUACGUGCCGAUGACAGGUGUGCCUUCCGGGGAGCGCGAAGAGGAGGAAAAUCCCGUCUCUUUCUCUGAGUCUUUCUCGCCUGCGCCAGCCAGAGAAGUGGCUGUGCUGGGGGCCCCGGCUUUGAUGCAGGCGACGGAGGACGGGGAGUUAGAAACUGGCGUCGAGGCGACAGCGAGAGAUCCAGGACAAGCGGCCAGCCCUCCCAGGUGGCGGUGGCGAUCCGGAUUUCUCCUCUCUUCCCAGUCCCCUUCUGCCACCCGUCCCCAGGGCCCUGCGGGGGACAUCGAGAUGGGGAGACUCCCAGCGACCGGCGAGGGGGACGGACCUGAGACGGACUUCCAGGCACCACGACCGGAGCGGGAGGGGGUCGCAGGGGCAGGUGAGGGGACCUGGCGAUCGACUGUUGGAGAGUUGGGUGAGAGGAUUCGUGUACAGUCCUCAGCAGUCCUUGCCUCACUUCGAGGUGCCGUGGGAAGACUUCGCCGCGAGCGAGAAGACCAGCAGGAAGCGACGGAAGGCCCAGCCCCAGCAACAACCGACCGGACAGCUACGACUCGUGCAGACGAGGAUGACGAAGACGACCCGUCCUGUCACCAGCUCCUCCUCGUCACUGGCUGUCUCUGCUGGUUCCCUCUGCUGUGGGUUGUCGGCGCUAUGCUGUGGUGUGUAACUCCGAAGGAACAUCGCCGCGCACGCGCCUGGGGAUCCAUCAACGUCUUUCUGGUCUUUUUCACGUUCCUGUACCUUUUUUCGCACGUGUGGAACGUCGUGAAGCCGGUGGGGCAACGAGCGGUGCUGUUCAACACGGAGGCUCAGUUAGGCUUGGAAGCUCCGUUCCCUCCGCGACAUCCGGGAAACCUUUGGAAGGUAGAGGACGAUGGCAGCGGUGUUGAGCACGCUAACCGCUUGGCGUGGACCUUCAGCGACCCUGUGGACGAAGCCUGGACCUUCUUCAGUCUGCCCAGAUCCUCGGUGACCCAGGAGGAUGCAAAGCCCAUUCUCUACGGCCGAGUCGUUAGGUCGUCCGCGGCGUCUCCCUUCGAUCUCAUAGAGACCCCUUCCGACAAACAGCGGCCAAGCCUCCUAGGGUCGGCUACUGGCACGUGGGUCUUAGGGCCUAAGGCUCUGCCUCUUCCAGCCGGCAACCAUCCCCCUACUGUGAUGCUAGGCCCGCCGGUGAUCGCGAGCGGGCGCGUGUUGUGCUCGAUCCGCUUUGGGGCGGGAGACGCGCCGGCGAGUUCAGCGCUUUCUUCUCUCCGCCACAUUUUCGCGAGAGAGAGAGAAGGGAAACGCCCACAAGACGCGGCCGCAGAGGGACAUUGGUUGUCGUCUCGGGGCAGACAGAAGUUACCUCUUUACGACGGAAGUGGAGGGGUGAUAGCAGGAAGAGGCGAUCGACAAGGAGAGGCCAGGUUAAGCUCCCGGAGAAAAGAGCACGAGCUGCACGCGGUUUUCCCCAGGGAAAUGACAGUUGAGGACCUGCUCCUUGGAGACAAAAACUUGCCUUCCUCCUUUUUCGGAGCGGGGCUUCGGUGCGUGUCUCUUCGUCGCUAUUUGAGCUCGUCGCACGCGUCCACGGGAGUUGGCGGCAUGUCGCGCCCAAUGCAGAAAAACGCGUUUUCACCAGAUACUCGCUCUUCCUCUUCCUCGACUCUUCUUCCCUUUCGCUGGCUGCUUCUUCACCGCGCUGAACGCGGCGGGGACGUCAGAGUGGCCUCUCAAGUUAUCGAUUUCGGCGAGUCGAAAUUCCUGUGCAACCCUGCAGUUGUGGCCAUGGGUGAAGAAGGCAACAGCCGAGACGCCGAAGGAAAGGAAGGAGAUGCGGAGGAAAGCCGCGCCUUCCGAGGGUUCAUCGACGUCCAGCAGGUCCUCCUUCGUGCUCUUCCGUAGUGCGAGGCCGACACAGAGGGAAGGAAAAACACGCGCCCAAGCACCGUGGGAAGGCAGACACGAAGCCGAGACAGCUGGCGAGGAAAAAGGACUGAAGGUGGAAGGGUAAGGGAAAAUGCGUUCGAGCCGGAGCAAGCGAGAAGGAGUGAAGAUUCUGUAGACACACGCAAAGCGCCGCUUUGGAGGCAGCUGUUCGAGGGCAAGACAACUUGCAAUGUGGUGUAGUGAUUUCCAAGCAGACACAAAUGCCAACGUGCGUGCCGAGACACUUUCGCAGCUGCGAAUUUGUGAUCCUGGGCGACUCUCUCACGACUGCUGGGCGCAAAUCGAGAUUUGGACCAGCUGUGCAAGCGGUGCUACUGUGAUACUUCCUGUAAAGGAAACAGGGAGGGAGCAGGCAAGAUUUCAAGCAUAGGAGAACAUUUGGCGGACGGAAGAGAAAAACGGUAGAGGAGCACGAAAAUGUCUGGUCCAGCGUGGAUUUGAUGCCUCGGUUGUAUGCCACCCUGAGAUAGCGUUCUGAGAAGGCCUUCACCGACGCGUCAGGUGGAGACACUGCGAAUGAUCCACUGUGAACGUAGUGAGGAAAGGGAACGAUAAUCUAUAUGACAUUUCAGGGGAGAGGACUUUGCUUUCGAUAAAUCACUUCCAGGCAAGUUAAGUCGCGUUCGUGUACAGACAAAGCGCGCGCUUCAGCUGCGGAGAGAGUCAAAGAGAUAUUCUGUGUGACAUAUGCUCAGACAUCGACAGGCUGAGCUUAGCUGGAUCGAUAUGAUGGAGGAAAAGGCGAAGUGCUGUCCACCUGUUCCAUUGAAACCAUCAAGUAAUCACUGUCUUCGGCUCGUUGUAGUUUCUAGUUUUUCGUGAAAUUCCGAACGCACCCGUCCAGGUGCUCAUGAUCGUUUGUCUUUUACGUGCAAGGUCUGCCUCCUUUCCCCGCACAUACCGCCUAAACGAGAAAAGGAACGAUGCGGUGGGGUGGAGCACCUAGGGAGACAAUGGGGCGCUCACGCGAAUCAAACCCGUUGCC
Molecule: messenger RNA, 5034 nt
Organism: Toxoplasma gondii ME49
Lineage: Eukaryota; Apicomplexa; Conoidasida; Eucoccidiorida; Sarcocystidae
Exons: 8
Coding region: 879-4004 (1041 amino acids)
Source: RefSeq, a predicted model, not a curated record